GAGAAGAAGAUAAAAGAGAAACGAAAGAAAAAAGUAACAAAGCAAAAGCAGCAAAACAAGGAAUGAAGAGAACAAACAACAUAGUCAGAACACGAGAAAGAGAACAUAACAAAAAAUGCGAAGAAUAA
This is a messenger RNA of Entrophospora candida, 128 nucleotides long. NCBI's taxonomy places the organism in Eukaryota, Fungi, Glomeromycota, Glomeromycetes, Entrophosporales, Entrophosporaceae. The record is from the annotation of a GenBank genome assembly.